CACCCAUGAAAAUGUUCCACGCACUGUCCGGAUAUUGUCCCUUACUGUUUUUCUACUUGUUAUGAAGGGAGAGAAGAUAUCCCGUCAAAUUAUUUGUUUUUAACUCCAUAUAUAUACAUAUGCGAAUUGCCUAUAUUGUUUAGCUUGAACUAAACUUAGAAUCUGAGCAAUCAUCAAUGGCGUCAGAUUCUGUUGGUUUUAGAGUCCUAAUUCUAUUCAUCUGCUGCAACUUGAUUUUGGCCUCUCAUGGCCUAAAUUUUGAUGAAUUCAAAGUUCUCCAAUCGAUUAGAUCAGAAUUGGGACUGACCCAUCUCUGGAAAUCAACUGAAAAUCCCUGUAAAUGGCCCGGAAUCACCUGCAAAAACUCACCUGAGCACCAUGUAGUCUCUAUGGUCUUGCCAAAUCUUAGAAUACAUGGAUCUCUUCCUGCUCAAAUUGGACAUUUACCAGAGCUCCGGCAACUCUCCCUUGCCGGAAAUCAAUUUUCCGGGGAGAUUCCAUUGGAGAUUUGCAGCCUAAAGAAGCUUGAGAGCCUUGACUUGAGGGGAAAUCAGUUCUGCGGUGAAAUUCCGAACGAAGUUUCUGGUCUGGUAAGGCUCAAACACUUGGAUUUGAGGGGAAAUCGAUUUUCUGGUGAUUUGAUUUUCAUGAAACCUCUCUUGAAACUGGAGAAAAUACUCAUUUCUGGUAACAAAUUUUCUGGAAAAAUCCCACACCAGUUGGGUUUGCUUAAUCUCAAGGAGGUCAACUUCUCAGAAAACAAUCUUGAGGGCCGGAUUCCGAGUGGUUUGCCAGAGAACCCAUCUGAUUUUUCAGGUAAUCCAAAACUUUGUGGAUACCCUCUUCACAAACCAUGCUUCUCUUCCAUCUCUCACUUAAAACCCAAAAGAAAUAUUCCUCUCUUGAACCCAUUUCCGAGUCGCUUCAGACUUGCAGAGACCAAUUCAACACAUUCAACCAACUCCACACAUUCAACCAACUCAACCAAUUCAAGGACAAACUCAACAGUCCCAGCCCCAUCUCCUACCCCAAGCCCCCACAAAAAAAAGAAGAAAAACAGACCCCUUGGAGGCUGGAUUCUAGGUUUCAUAGUCGGGACCCUCGCUGGAUUCAUAUCGGCUAUCUUAUUCACUCUCCUCGUGAGAUUGAUCAUCUUAUGCAUUACGGGGGGGCCCAAACUCACAGGCCCUGUAAUCUACAGUCCAAAAUUAAUAAAGAGAGUGCAGGAUUUAGCAUUUUUAGAAACACCUGAUGGCCUCUCUUCUGCGGAGCUAAUCGGAAGAGGUGGGUGUGGUGAAGUUUACAGAGCUGAACUUCCUGGAAGUGAAGGAAAGAUGAUCGCGAUUAAAAAGAUAAUUCAACCCGCUUUCGAAGGACUGCCGGAAGAAGAUAAUAAGGUGUGCAGUAAGAGGAUGAGGCAAAUUAGAGCUGAACUAGAGACAGUUGGGCACAUUAGGCACAGGAAUUUGCUUCCUCUAAUUGCUCAUGUUGCUAGGAUUGAUUGCCACUACUUGGUGUAUGAGUAUAUGAAGAAUGGGAGCUUGCAAAAGGUUUUACAGGAGGCAGAAGAGGGGAUUAGGGAGCUUGACUGGAAGACUAGGCACAGGAUUGCAUUGGGUGUGGCAUCUGGACUUGAGUAUUUGCAUUUUCACCAUAGACCUAAAAUCAUUCACAGAGACUUGAAGCCUGCUAACAUACUGCUCGACGACGAAAUGGAAGCAAGGAUAGCCGAUUUUGGCCUCGCAAGGACCAUGCCAGACAAUGCCAACACGCACAUCACAACCUCCAAUGUGGCCGGAACUGUUGGUUAUAUAGCGCCAGAGUACCACCAAACACUCAAAUUCACAGACAGAUGCGAUAUUUACAGCUUCGGGGUUGUGUUGGUAGUACUAGUGAGUGGGAGGCAACCAUCCGAUGAAUUCUUUGCACAAACAGAUGAGGUUGGGAUGGUGAAAUGGAUAAGGAGCAUGAUGGGCUCGGAUACCCCAAAUCGGGCCAUUGAUCCCAAGCUUCUAGAGUGUGGAUUUGAGAAGCAAAUGUUGUUGGUUCUCAAGAUUGCAUGCUUUUGCACCGUUGAUGAUCCAAAGCAGAGGCCAGAUAGUAAGGAUGUUUUUGCCAUGCUGUCUCAAAUCCAACACUAGAGAUAUCUAGGCACCUCUUCCUUUGUUUGGAUGUAGCAGUUUGUGUACUUCACUAUAAGCAUUUGCUUUGUCAUAGUUUUCCUUAUAACUGGGGUUUUCUUGUGUCAUACAUAUGUAAUUGUGAGCAUUAGCAAGUUGGAUUAAUGUCUUAUAGAUGUGGGACAAAAGUCUCUCUCUCAAAGGUGCAUGUAUUUUAACAAUAGGGGAUUUGUGCAUGUAUUUUAACGAUAGGGGAUUAAAGAGGGUACUAAUAUGUCCCCUUUCCAUCUCA
This is a messenger RNA of Amborella trichopoda, 2412 nucleotides long. RefSeq names its product Leucine-rich repeat protein kinase family protein (gene SOBIR1). Gene Ontology annotation, biological process: protein phosphorylation. The record is from RefSeq and is a predicted model, not a curated record. NCBI's taxonomy places the organism in Eukaryota, Viridiplantae, Streptophyta, Magnoliopsida, Amborellales, Amborellaceae. Gene Ontology annotation, molecular function: ATP binding; protein binding; protein kinase activity.